AAAGCAGAUCAACCGGUUCUUCUUUGGAUUUUCCAACUCUUACAACCUAACGACUUUUUAACGUCUCUUUUAUUUUUUACCUAAUACCCAUACUUCAAAAUGGCUGGUGGUGACGCUAAGAAGGGUGCCAACCUCUUCAAGACCCGUUGUGCCCAGUGCCACACCGUCGAGGCCAACGGCGGCCACAAGAUCGGCCCUGCCCUGCACGGCCUCUUCGGCCGCAAGACCGGCUCCGCCGAGGGCUACUCCUACACCGACGCCAACAAGCAGGCCGGCAUCACCUGGGAGGAGAAGACCCUGUUCGAGUACCUCGAGAACCCCAAGAAGUACAUCCCCGGCACCAAGAUGGCCUUUGGCGGCCUGAAGAAGGAGAAGGACCGCAACGACCUGAUUGCCUACCUCAAGGACGCUACCAAAUAAACGAAGAAGGAAAACGAAGAGUAUGAAGAAAAGUAAUGACAAGACAUUUCGAUAGACGGGGUGCGGCGAUUGUACUAUAGACACAGACACAGCUUAGAAUAGUCGAAGCACCAUCACUGUGCUUGUACCAUUAAUACCCAACUCCGCUUUUUUUGGGCGACUCG
Trichoderma reesei QM6a is the source of this 584-nucleotide messenger RNA. RefSeq lists its product as uncharacterized. The coding region runs from base 100 to 420 and encodes 106 amino acids. Lineage: Eukaryota; Fungi; Ascomycota; Sordariomycetes; Hypocreales; Hypocreaceae. The transcript is spliced from 3 exons. Gene Ontology annotation, biological process: mitochondrial electron transport, ubiquinol to cytochrome c; mitochondrial electron transport, cytochrome c to oxygen. The record is from RefSeq and is a predicted model, not a curated record. Gene Ontology annotation, molecular function: electron transfer activity; heme binding. Gene Ontology annotation, cellular component: mitochondrial intermembrane space.